Molecule: messenger RNA, 1500 nt
Organism: Dibothriocephalus latus
Lineage: Eukaryota; Metazoa; Platyhelminthes; Cestoda; Diphyllobothriidea; Diphyllobothriidae
Source: the annotation of a GenBank genome assembly
AUGGACACAUUUCUUUUCUGCCUACAGGUUGUGGAACGAACCAAUGCGGUAAUAUUGAACUCCAAGAACAUUGUUGUUUCGGAUGCACAUUUCAACAAUGCCAACGCCGAUAUUUCCUAUGAUGAGUCACAGGACCUUGUCAUCUUCACUUUCCCCAGUGCCCUGGAGACUGGGAACGGCCACCUUAACUUAAAAUUUCGUGGCCAUUUAAGUGAUGAUAUGGAAGGCUUUUACAGGAGCACGUACAAAUCCCCGACCGGAGAAAAAAGCUAUAUUCUGUGUACUCAGUUUGAGUCUAUUUAUGCUCGCCGGGCGUUUCCGUGUAUGGAUGAACCGGAUCGCAAGGCAACUUUUGAUAUCAGCCUUGUUGCAAUGGACAAUGAAGUCGUUUUGUCGAAUAUGGUAUCUGCACUUUAUUACUUGCAUAUAUCCCCCGAAGUAUCGAGAGCAGUAAUCCCCCCACCCCCUGGUCGUCCUACGCCUGCAGAGGGCCACAAUUACGUCAAAGUACAAUUUGACAAAUCGCCCAUCAUGUCAACGUACCUGGUGGCCAUGGUCGUUGGAAACUUCGACCAUGUUUCCACGAAGGAUGCUAAUGGAGUUGAUAUUCGCGUCUUCACACCUCCCGGAAAAAAGGCAUGCGGACAAUACGCUCUAGAAGUUAGCGCAAAAACGUUACCUUUCUAUGCUAGCCUUUUUGGCCACAAAUUUCCUCUGCCGAAAUGUGACCUUAUCGCACUUCCUGACUUCGCCGCCGGUGCAAUGGAAAACUGGGGUCUUAUAACCUACAGGCAAGUCCGCUUUUGUUCAUUACUGUCGGAAACGGCCUUGCUUAUCGACCAGGAGAACACGUCUCUGAUGUCCAAGCAGCGCGUUGCUCUAACAGUGACCCACGAAUUGGCUCAUAUGUGGUUUGGCAAUUUAGUGACAAUGGAGUGGUGGACGCAUCUAUGGCUGAAUGAGGGAUUUGCUACAUGGACUGAGUAUUUCGCCACGCUUUUUGUGUCCCAGGAGUAUGCUCGCGCCCUCAGACUGGACGAACUCAAAAUGAGCCAUCCGAUUGAAGUCGAGGUCAACAGCCCGCAUGAAGUGGAGGAGAUAUUUGACGCUGUCUCCUACCAAAAGGGGGCUUCAGUUAUCCGAAUGUUGAAUGACUACCUUGGGACCGAGGUUUUCAAAGCUGGUUUGCAACAAUACAUCAAGAGUCAUCAGUAUUCCAACACGGUCACCACGGAUCUGUGGCGAGCGUUGGCUGAGGUCAGUGGCCAGCCAGUGAAGGACAUUAUGUCAACGUGGACCAAACAGACCGGCUAUCCAGUCCUCUCGGUCCGUCCCCUUCCGAGCGCAGACGGCCAAUCUCUAAGCCUCGGCAUCAGUCAGACCCGCUUCCUUGCCGACGGUGGAAAAGAAGGUAAUUUAACUUGUGACGACAGAAUUCAUGGUGCACAUAUAAGUUGCUUCCCAAACUGUCGCAAAAUAUGUUCGGUCAUUACAAACUGA